Schistosoma margrebowiei is the source of this 5435-nucleotide messenger RNA. NCBI's taxonomy places the organism in Eukaryota, Metazoa, Platyhelminthes, Trematoda, Strigeidida, Schistosomatidae. The record is from the annotation of a GenBank genome assembly.
GAUAUAAUGAAUUAAUUCUAUAGUCAACCCCUUACUGAAAUGUAUUCAACCGAUCUUUCUACAUAAAAAAGCACGGUCUGUUAAAAAAAUUGCAACAGAGUAUUACAGUGUCAAUCGACACAUUUACAUGUUUAUAUAUGAAUUUGAUUUUACAACACCCACAAUCGUUAGAAACAAAAGUGCGUAGGCAAUUUUAAACCAAAUUUAUAGGUUAACUAGAUUGGGUUUCAUUAUAGUAACCAAUCUGUGCUUUAUAAAUAAACUGGGAAAAACAAAAACAAACUACUUUUAACAUAGCUUCGAUUGCUUCACUUAUUCUGAGGACAUAAGUUGAAUUAAAAGUUUUUAGUAUUUCGGUUAUUUGGAUACAGUAGUGUUGCUUCUUUGGAUUUCGGUGACGAUUAUCAUGGCAUCAGCAGACGUUGGUAUGGCGUAUCAGCCACCUUCUCAAAUGAGUCCUCAGAGUGGUAAUAUGACAACAUCAACUAAAGUGCUCAAUCUUUCGAGAGCCCAAGUCAACUUGGCUCAACCAGCAUAUGGUGCCUAUCCAACAUCAGUAUCCCCACAACAAUCCACUCACACAAAUGCCUAUAAUUAUGCAACGCAACAAAGUCAAUCACCCCCAUUUUAUGCUUAUCCCAGUCAGACAGGAGUUGGACAACCUGACAGCAACUUCACUAAAACAGGUUUUCAAAAUUUCGCGCAACCUCAAGUUUUCACAAUUGGUUCUAACCAAGGGUCUCAAAUGCAGCCAACUCAGUAUCGACAACAAAUUCAACAGUCUCAACAACCGCAACAGUAUCGAGUUAUUGCAACUCCUUUGCAAACUACAAACAUGGAGCAACUGAAUGCUUAUCCUGUAAGUCAGAUUAAUUCACAACCUUCUUACAACACUCAACCAAAUGUCAUUUACUUCGGUCAGUCUGGACAAACUCAGCAGCAAUUACCGAUACAGCAACCUUACCAUCCAGAAACACAACAGCAAACAGGUCAAAUGGUGUAUGCAAGACCAGCCAGUCAGUCUUACGCUCCUCCAGGAACUGCCUAUCCAACUCAAGCACAAUUUACACCACAGGCUAACACAGGUGCAUUAUCCUUUCAGCCAACCAAUCAGCUAACAGCUUCGUCCCAGCCAAUCACCGUUCAGCCCGGUCAUCAGGUUAAUCAAACAGGCCAGCAGAAUUUUAAUCAGGCAUCAAGAUUUCAACACGUGUCAAAUCCUCUACCACCUUCACAAACUCCCCAGUUUCAAGUGCAAAAUCAACAAGUUUAUUCUCAAAUUCAAUCAAAACCUCAAUCACUAGCACAACCUUACACUUCACAAACUAAUUUUAAUCAAAUUGAACAGAAACCAACACCAGUUGCACAUUCCACUUGGAGUGCACAAGCUAACAAUCAAGUAAUUGAUAACAGAGAAAGACAACAAUAUUAUCAACAACAACAACAACAACCAGUUCAAACUUAUCAACAAGUUCAAACUAAUCAAUUCAACACACAGAAUACUUUACCACCUAUUGUAUCUAGUCAAGGAUUUGAUCAACAAGCACCCAGACGUACACCUUCUGGUGGUCAGUCAAAACAAAUUAAGGUCAAAUCACUGCCAAUGCGUAAUUCGGUUAGCAUAGAUGGUAUUGACUCAUCUGGUCCACCACAGUUUGUUGUCCAUCCUGUAGGCCAACUAACCAUAGCAGAAGGUGAACCAGCUAAUAUAACUGCUCGUGUACGUCCGGCUGGUGAUAGUACAUUGAUUGUUGAGUGGUAUAAAAAUGGCAAGCCAUUACCAGCAGCUUCUCGUUUCACAACGACAUUUGAUCGAGGCUACGCAGUACUUGAUUUUCUAUACGUGAAUGAGGAUGAUAAUGGAGAUUAUUCUUGUGUAGCAACGAACAGUCAAGGUCAAGACCAAUCAAGCAGUUGUCAUGUGACAAUUAUACCAGAAGAGGGAGUUGUCACUGAAACUCAAUUACCAGAAGAAUCUAUGAUUGCAAAUCUAGCUAUGAUGGAAGAUCAUUUAGUAAGAAAUGGAUUAGAUAGAGCUAAUCGUUAUCAUGAUGAUAUACGUCCAACAAAUCCACCAAAUUUUCUUAAACCACUUGCACCACAAGUUGGUCUUCGUGAAUCGGCUCCAGCACAUUUCGAAACAUGUGUAGAACCCACAAAUGAUCCUUCGUUAACAGUUGAAUGGUAUAAAGAUGGCAAACCUGUUAGUAUGGGCUGUCGUUUUAAUGCUGUAUUGGACCGGGGAUUUGCUAUGCUAGAUAUUCAUUAUUGUUAUCCAGAAGAUAAUGGAGCAUACUUUUGUGUUGCACGUAAUGCAGCAGGACAGGUACAAAGCAACGUGGUUGAAUUACAAUGUAAUGCAGAUGAACAUAUUGUCACUAGUUCAGUAUUAUCGAAAGAAUCAAUUACAUAUCUUCAAAGUUUGGAUAAUUGGGAAAGUGAUGCAAUGGCAGGUUAUGAUACAGUUAAAAGAGAAGAAGAAGAACCUCCAUGUGCACCGUCAUUCGAUAUUCUCCCUGUUGCUGUCACUGUCACUGAAGGUUCGCCAGCUAAAUUUAUUGUUAAAGCAGGUGGUUAUCCAAGGCCUAAAAUAUUCUGGUAUAUUAAUGGGGAACUGAUAGCCUCAUCUGGAGGUGGAGGAAAUUGGAGAAUAUUUCAAGAUGGUGGUAUUAGUAAUUUAGAAUUUCAUCGUGUUGGUACACCUGGUGAAUUACAUAUUAAAGCUGUUGCAAGAAAUAAUAUGGGUGAAGCUGCUGCUGAAACAAUAUUGAUUAUUGAACCACAAUUAGAUUUUAGACCAGAUCUACGUCAUGUUGAACCAGAAAAUCCAUUCAAAAAACUUGCACAAUUGAAAAAGGUAAAAUGUAGUGAUGAACUUUCAUCAGCUUUUCGUAAACCAAAAGCUCAAGCACUUGAUUUACGACGUUUAGAACGAGCACUUGAAGUUCGUGGUCGAUCUGCUGCUGGUGUAGAUGUUGAAGAAACAGAAAAUCUCUAUUCACGUGUUCAAUCUCAAUUACGUACUAAUAGACGUUCUAGUGUACCACCAAGAACACCGCCACCUUCACAACCUCAAUUACAGAAUGUUCAACCAAAUAAUGUUCAGUAUCAGAAACAAACAACAGCACCAAAUACACAACAGUAUCAGGCACAACAACAACAACACCAACAACAAAAUUUCCAACCACCAGCAAUGCAAAAACCAACGCCCGGACCUCAAUUUCAAGCUCCGGUACCACCACCACAGCAGCAGCAGCAGCUGAAUACAACAGUGAUCAGGUUGAAUGCAGCAUCUAAUCAACGUCCGGACCAGCCUUCACCGCCUAUACAAAUGUUACAGCCAUUAACAAUUAGUCCACCUGGACAAACACAAACACCAGUUGAAUCACCACGGAAUGUUCCAUCUCCUGCUAAGCCGACACCACCGCCGCCGCCACCACCACCAUCUGUGGCACCUGUUGCUCAAAAUGUGACAUUGCCCCCACCACCGUCAUCGCCUAUAAUGUCACCACCGAUUGUGAAUUCUAUGAUGCAAUUCUCUGAUCCUUCACCUACUCAAAUGGCUUAUUCUGAUGCAGUCAGCGCAGAUUUCACUAUUCAACUUUAAUAUAUUUUGUGACAAACACAAAAUAAUAAAAUAAAACAGAACAAAACAAAAUAUAUUAGUGAAUUAUCGAUGUUUAUCAAUAAUCAAUAAAAUAUUUAUAUUGAUUUUGAAAGAAUUCUAACAUUGUAAUCUCAGAUUACACUAAUCUUCAAUUUCAUUUUACUCUUAUCAACCAAUAAGCUUUAACAAACAGACAAAAUUAAAUAUAUUCUCAGCAAUUGCAUUUGGCUUCAUAUAUGUCUUACCCUUUCACAACUAUCGCUAUUAUUAUUACUAUUAUUAUCAUCAUCAUCAUUAUUAUUAUAACCGGGUGAAUUCGCUUAAAGCACAUAACCUGACAUGACUCCAUUAAAAAAGAGAAAUACAAAAAUGCAAAAUCCAUUACAAACCAAGAUAGUUUACAUUCAAUUACACUUGCUGAAUAACAACUAGACAAUAUAUUGCAUGCAUAUUCACUUAAUUUAUCGUUAACGGUUCUUUUUUUUUCUUUCUCUCCAUCCGUCAAUAUAACAAAACGAAGUGUUACAUUGUUUAUUGAUGACAUUUAAUGAAUUCUAACUUUAUAUUUAUCUAUAUCUUAGAGAUGAAAGCAUUCAAAUAACCAACCAAUCAACCAUUCAUUUAGUAUAGUUCACAAUGAUUUAUGCCCUAAUCAGUGAUUAUUCAAUUCUGUUAUGUUUUGUGUAUGUGCAUACUUUCUUCUUAUCACAUUAAAAGAAAUGAAGAAUAAUAUUGUUUUCUCUUUUAAUGGUUAAAUGAAAGUAGAUGUAAACAUUAACGGCUUAUUUUUUAUUUCUAUUACUAAACUAGACUUUAGAUUCACAUUUCGUCUAGAAAAAAAAAGAAAAGAAAUAAUCAGAUGAAAAUCUUUAUUAGUUAAACUGUCUGUCUUUUUUUUUGUAAACUUCGUCUUAGUUACUAUAGAAAACAUGCAUACAUACUUACAUACCAGAAAGAAAGAAAGAAUCAGAUACAUGGGAAAACCUUGAAUACAACCUUGACAUUAGUUGGUAUUAGUUUCUAGUUAUUUAAAUCUUCACUGUUACCUACCUUCAUUUCCUGUUCCUUCAGCUAUUCUGAUGAAUUAAUUUAGUUAAACAUUUUGUUUUCUUUAAAGCAAAAUAUAAUACAAUCCUACAAUAUGUUUAUAUUUACCUUUUAAAUGAUUAUGGAUGGAAAUAAUGGGAUAUGCAUGUACGUAAGGAAGAAAAUGGCAAUACAUUUUACAUUGUAUUCGAUUAUUGCUUUCAAUUUACAAAUCCUUUGUAUGGUUUAUUUGCAAUGCUUUUUACCCUUAACCCUUAUUCAAUUAAAAAUCAACAGUUUAGUUUUAAAUAUGGUUGAUAUUUCUUUUGAAUGGAUUCUUUGUUGUUUUAAUAUUUGGAUAUAAAGUUGUACGGUAAAUAGGAAGAAAAAAAUACUUUGAAGGUUGUUUCAUAAAACAUUUUUAAGGGGGUUUAGCAGCAUUUAUUCAAUUAAAGAGUUAUUUUUCAUCGUGAACUGAAAUGAGUUUAUAAAUCACUAAACAUUAGGAUGUAAAUAGUAGUUGUUUUGUUGGAGAUUAUGUUUGAGAGCAGGAAUCGAUCAAUGUUAGACCACCAUUGAAAACCUGGGAGCACUGGAUGGCCAUUUCGUGCUAGUAUGGGAAUCUCCAUCAGAGCGCAUCCACGAUCUCGCAUGCGGGACUCAUACAUCUGAUUUUUCUUGAUUAGACUCAAAAGAAAAAAUGAAUGAUUGGAGCUAACAUUUAAUGAACCGUUAUUAUGAUUCUUAAAGUUUAGUGAUGAAAAUUUUUGAUUGAAAAUAAAUUGAUUGGCUAACUUGUUUU